Molecule: messenger RNA, 8682 nt
Organism: Cyclopterus lumpus (lumpfish)
Lineage: Eukaryota; Metazoa; Chordata; Actinopteri; Perciformes; Cyclopteridae
Gene: pard3bb
Product: par-3 family cell polarity regulator beta b
Exons: 26
Coding region: 1073-4807 (1244 amino acids)
Biological process (GO): microtubule cytoskeleton organization; establishment of cell polarity; establishment of centrosome localization
Cellular component (GO): apical plasma membrane; adherens junction; cell cortex
Molecular function (GO): phosphatidylinositol binding; protein binding
Source: RefSeq, a predicted model, not a curated record
CUGGCCAGGAGCGGACGGCGUUGAAGGAAUCCCCCCCAAAAAAACAAAAAAACUUUUUUCCAACACACCGCCACGGUCUGUUCACCUCGGGCCCGUCUCCGAAGUUGAAAAAUAACGGUAACGGUAUCGGUGUGUCGGGUGAUGAAGUGGACGCCACUUACCGCCGGGAGAAGAAAGGAAAAGUUGCGAGAGGAAGAAAAAAAAAAAACUUCUGAAAUGAUGCCCGAGCGACUGCAUCCCUCCCUCCAAAGUUCAGCUAAGGUUGCUAACAUUAGCUUAGCGUAGGACUCUGAAGUGAAACGUUUGGAUACACGUGUAUUUAAUCAGUCAGAACAAAGUGUUGUAGUUACACGGUGCUUUGGUGUAGCGGAGGAGCGCGCGAGGGUAUCGAACUACCCACUGAAAGCUCUCAUCCUUUGCUUGUGUGCCUACAAGUCGCACCAGGUUUCAGCGUCAAGCUAAUCUUAUUUUUUUUUUUAGCCAAGUAGAGUUAGCUGGAAGACAGCAAGUGUCAAAUAAAGUUGACAUUAUUUUUAUUAUUGUAAAAAGAAAAUGACAUGACACGUACUUCCAGUUUACCAGCUGCUCUCGUCACAAAAAGACUGCAGUAUUUUUUACAUUUUUAAAUGUUUAAUUCUGGAAACUAAACACCACUACUUUGAGGAGAUUUGAAGAGCUUAUGAGGAAGAGAUAAUCACCCUCACGACCACAUAAUGAGAGAGUAACAACGGAACCGGAUGUACUUGCUCGUGUCGUCAUCAUCACCCUGAGUUGUGGCUGUGAAAUGGCAAUUGGUAGUUUUAGUAAAGAGCUCUGUUGACUCUGGACCACUUUGACAAUCUGUGUCACUUUUUGAAGAAGUUGGUUUGAGUGAUGUGAGUGACCCCGAGUCACUCACUAUCAGCCCUUUUCUAUUAUUAUUUUAUUUUUCUCUCUCUGGUCACAUCCCUGACUCUUUAUCAAGACUUUUGCACACUGCAGUUUGGAGUCCGUCCUGCAUUGUUAUCAUCAUUGUUCAUCACCCACAUCCCAAAGGGAACCGCACCUUGGAUUGGGCGGAGAGAGCGCUACGAUGAAGGUCACGGUGACUUUUGGACAGACCGGUGUGGUGGUGCCCUGCAAGGAGGGGUGGACUGUGAGGGACCUCAUCCAGCAAGCCACGCAGAGAUACAGAAAACUCCUGGAACAGGAGGGGGAUUUCCUGGUUCGGACUCACCAUGUUGAAUACUGCGACGGGGGGAUUCUGGACCCCGAUGACAUACUCAGUGACCUGGUGGAAGACAAGGACAAGCUGAUGGCUGUGUAUGAGGAGCAGGAAGCCCAGCAGAGGGGCGUGGCUAACUCAAGGCUGGCCCCCAGCCCCGACCUCUACCAAUCUGAGCUCUCCGUCUUCCAGCCCGUCGCAGGGGGAGAGAUUGAAGUCAAUUCCUCAGCCCUCAAGUCCAGCACCCCGCUGUUGGUGAGAAGCAGCAGUGACUCAGCUCUCAGCCCCCAGCCGACAGAGACCGGGCCCGCCUUCAAUGAGGAGACCGUCGGGACGGCAGCCGGUCCCGCCGUGGAGAGGCAGGCAGGGGUCGACCGACCCCAAGGCAAACACCCCUCAACUGGCAGGCUGACUAGAACAGUGGAGAUCCUGGGAGAGGACAGUCCCCUGGGAAUUCAUGUGGUUCCUUACAGCUCAUCACUUAGUGGACGGUCUCUUGGUCUGUACAUCCGCGGCGUGGAGGAGGAGAGUCGCUCACGAAAGGAGGGCUUGUUUCAAGAGGACGAGUGCAUCGUCAUGAUCAACAACACCGACCUCAUGGACAAGACGUUCAGCCAAGCGCAGGAAGUGUUCCGGCAGGCGAUGCGCUCCCCAGUUGUCCGCUUGGAAGUAGUUCCCUCCAUCCACAGAGAACGCUACGAGAAGAGUCUGAUUGGUCAGCUCUUUGGCAAUGGCGCCGGUCCCGACAGCAGCCCCCAAAUCGCCAAGACCAAAGAGCCGCCUCCACCUGUCAAAGCCAAACCCGUGUUUAAGGCCCCCGAGCAUCCGACUCUGCGAUUGGCCGAGGAAGCCGCCUCCACCGAAGCUGCUGUUAAUACACCCAAGGGGAGGAGCGAGAGCCCCCUCCCUAAGAAAAGUCCCGCCCUCUCCAGCUUGGUGACCAAUAAGAGAGUAGGACGAAGGCUGAGGAUCGAUCUAAAGAAAGGCUCGGAAGGUCUUGGUUUCACCGUGGUAACCAGAGAUUCUUCAGUCCACGGCCCCGGUCCUAUUCUAGUCAAAAACAUUCUGGCACGUGGAGCCGCUGUCAAAGAUGGACGCCUGCAGUCCGGAGAUCGCAUACUUGAGGUCAACGGUGUGGAUAUCACAGGUGUGGGCCAAGAGGAGCUGGUGUGUAUGCUACGGAGCACGCGACAGGGAGAGAGUGUGUGUCUUGUGGUCCUACGGCAGGAAGAGAUGUUCCUGCCCCGGGAGAUGAAGGAUGAGCUGUCCCGUGUGACCGGAUUUGUUCCGGAGAACGGGAAGGAGCAGCUCAUGUUCGAGGUGCCCCUUAAUGACACCGGCUCGGCGGGCCUGGGCAUCAGCCUCAAGGGAAACAAGUCCAGGGAGACAGGAGAGGACCUGGGCAUCUUCAUCAAGUCCAUUAUACACGGAGGGGCGGCGUACAAGGAUGGGCGACUGCGAGUCAAUGACCAGAUGGUAGGGGUAAACGGAGAGUCGCUCAUGGGAAGAUCCAAUCAUGUGGCCAUGGAGACGCUCCGCCGCUCUAUGUCACAGGAGGGAAACGUAAGAGGGACAAUCCAACUGGUGGUGCUGAGGGCUCUGAAGGAUCAGCACAGGGCGUCACCCAAUCGCUCAUUUGACAGCUCCUCUGGUCUGUUGGGGCCGGUGGGUCAAGUGAAUGGCCCCGGUCAGCCCCCCCUGGUGAACAACAGCCUCUAUGCAUCUAACGCCACCGAUGGGAGUUAUUCUUACAUGGACGAGGACGAGGAGGACGAGCUGUAUGGACAUGAAACAGAGUUCAGCGGCUGCACCCAACACUCCUAUCUACAGGACAGAGAAAACCGCCACGCCUCGAGCCCGGCCCAGCCCCAGUGUCCUCCGCAGAACCAGAACCAGAACCAGAGCCAGAACCAGAGCCAGCGGCAGUUCCAGCACGUAAAGGCCUCGAAGAGCAUGGACCUGGGUACGACUCAGAACCAGCAGCACACUGUGGCAGACGAGAGCAACGUCGCAUCCCAGGCCGGAAACUUUGCAGCUCCAUCAACUCCUGUGGAACUCGGCCCCACCCUCGGGUUGAAAAAGUCCAGUUCCUUGGAGAGUCUCCAGACGGCCAUGUCAGAGGUUAACAGAAAUAACGAACUCCUUCCCUUCCAUCGACCUCGCCCAAAUAUGGUCAGAGGAAGAGGCUGCAACGAGAGCUUCCGAGCUGCAAUCGAUAAGUCCUAUGAUGGGCCACCUGAAGAAGAUGAUGACGAUGAUUCGGAGCCGAGUUCAGGCCGGGACACCCCUGCAAGUAGUUCAUCCCGCCAGGGAUUGGGUGAUCGGAUAGAAGAAAAAGGCAAAAAAGACAAGAAAAAGAAACCAAAAACUAAGAAGAAGGAAAAGAAUAAGGGGAAAGGAAAGGAGAAAGAGAAAAAGAAAACAGAGGAGCCUGAGGAGACGGAGAAGAAGAGCAAGAAAAUAGGCUUUGGUCUGCUCAGAUUCGGGAAAAAGAAGGAGGAGAAAAGGGUGGCGAAAGCAGCUCUGCAGCGACAGAAGUCAGACAUUAUGAGUGAUCAUGAGUUUGAGAGGAUGAAAGACGAGAGGGAAAGGAUCGAGGCAGGGCACCCUGAGCUGAGGGAGCACCGGCGCGGAGACCUGCAGGGCGGCGGCGUGGCGGCGUAUCCAGAUGUUGAAGACGACGACACAGACCCCAACUAUGCCCGAAUACAAUCCUUCAGGGACCGAGAUAUGGGUCCAAUGCUGCAGCCGCCGUCUCAGUCACCUCCCUACAACACAGUCCAGCACGGCCAUGUUGGCACCCCUUCCCCCCAAGGCCCCUCUGCAUUUCCAGGGCACGGGAAUCAUGUUACCGACCCCGGAGCCGUCCCGGACGACGACCCCCUUGAUAGGCUGUACGCCAAAGUCAAUAAACCAAGAGGAGCGGGACCGACAUCUCCUCCUAUUUCUGCUCCCGCCAAUGACGGUGUGGACAGGAUCCAGCAGCUACGAAGAGAAUACCAGCAGGCGAGGAGAGAAGGAACAGUGCCACCUUAUGAAGAGCUGGACCCACGACGCAGAGGACAUGAAAACGAAGCAGCGAGGAUGCCAGGCAGAGGGGCGGAUCAUCGGUUGGCUCCCCGUUAUGAAGAAGUGGAACGUCAGUAUGCCUCCCUGCCAAGACGAGGUCCGUUGGAUGUGACCGACUACUCCAUGCAGCCGUGGUCAGGUCAUUACCCCGGACCUCCCCAGGCCCCACAGGGGUACCCUCAGUCCCCCUCCUACCCCAACCCCAACCCCCAGUCUGCCCCGUCCUACCCCGGCUACCCACCUGGUCAACCAUAUGGACGGCCAGGUGACCCUCGGGGCGUCGACCCUGGGUACUAUCCCCACCCAAGCUCCCAGCAGAGAGGCCCCUUGCGGCAGGAUGUUCCCCCGUCUCCCACCCCUCCACUUCGUUCACUACGGUACGACACCAUGGCGCGUGGAACCGCAGGUGGUGGUUACAGGCACCUGGUGGAUCCCAGUCCAGACCAGUAUGUCUAUACUGGGGAGGGAGGAAGACAGCAACAGCAACACCAAACCAACCCAAGACUGAAGAAUGCCAUGACUGCAGCUGUGUAGACGAGUCAGGGCCAGAGAUGACCAUGAGCCCAAUGCCCACGGUGUUGUGCAGCUCUUCUGCUCGCGGUACUCCAACGAAAUCCAGUUGAAGCCUUUUUAAUGCUGGGAUUUGAAUCACCGUCAUUAUCAAACACUGUCUGCACCGUUUGAAGUAUAUGGUAAUACACAGGCAGGCAAGGUAAAGGAGGUUAAUUACAGAGUGGCCGGCGUGAAGCAUAAUGUCUUGUUGUUUGAAGUCAUUUAAAUUGCUUUGAGUCUUCCCGCAGCAUUAAAUUAGCAGGGUUUUUACUUUUCACUAUACUCUGAUUAAGUCGUCUCUUUCAAGAAUCUGUCAGAGUCACCAAAAUAAUUGGAUCUGUUUAAAUUAAGGCCAUGAAUGCGCUACACACUCCAAUAUUGUACCUGGUGGUUUUACUGCUGCAGCUCCACAAACACUAAUGUUACUGCGUGUUGCAUUUUAUUCUACAUGUUACAUUUAGUGUAAAAUGUAAGGCAUUUAUUCUCCUCUUGAGCUGGAGCUGAGAUCUAGAAGAUGAUGGAAAAUGUUCCAAAACGGUGUUAAUGGCAAACAAUGAGUGUGGAGAACUCAUUCUUUGCACUGUUAGAAACAAACAAGAUGAAGGUAUCAUAACGCUACAAUUACAACAAAAUGAUAUUUCCAUUUAGUCUGAUUUACAAUUAACUAACAACGUAGCAUUAAAAAUUGCGGGCGACAGUUACAGUAUUUUCUCAACUUGUGAAACAGGGAGAACGCCAAUCUACCAAUCUUUAUGAAAGUAUAGAUUAUUGUCACUAGUCUGAUGGACCAUGUACAGUAUUGUUAAUUCAAUCAAUUAUGGAAACAUGAAUAAUCAAAAUGCUCCAAAGCAAAGUAGAGCAGUUUAUUAUCUUCACUUGUAAUAAUAUGUUUUUAAUGAUUCUCUGAUUGCUUUUCAUGUGUAUCCAAACUAUUUCUCUCAGUAGAGAUGAGAGAUUGUAGUCCAGCACUAGGUACAAUCUGAGUCUGCAGCCUUUAUGAAUGACCCUGUUCCUGCUCUAGAACUACCGUGUGAUAACCACUCCGACCGCUGUAGAAGUACCGAAUCUCAAAUUCAAUUCAAUUCAGUUUAUUUUGUAUAGCCCAAUAUCACACAUUACAAAUUUGCCUCAGAGGGCUUUACAAUCUGUACACAUAAGUAGGACAUUGUUGGACUUACGUUUGUCUUUGAAUAAUCAAAUCUAUUCAAAGUGACUUGAAUGUGUGUGGCGCUCCUAGAUUACAUGUUCACAGUCCCCAGUGCGGUGCAACCUGUGUUUAUUGCAUCAAUCCAGCCUGAUUGGCGCUUUCGCUCACUUUUUGUCAAACAUUUAAUUCAGAGAUAAUCCAUUGCUUUAAAAAAAAAAAAAAAAUCUUUCAAACUUCCAUCCGUGUGCUAACAUCAUCCCUCGAACUUUGACAUCCUGGAAGACGCUUCGUUAAGAACAAGACGACCAUUUUGUGCCAAUGCUGAGAGCUCCUGUUCAGUCGAGGCAAUACGCACAGCAUCACUUCAUAAAAAGCUUUUUAUUGCCGUCUCCUUCUCUAAUGGAGGGGACUCGAGUAUCGGGUGAAAGCAGACGUGAUAGCGGACAGCAUCGUUGCACCAUUGUGUCUUUCUCUCUACAAGCACAAAAAAAGGCUCAGAAAUCAAUUCAACACUGUGGACAGAGCGCCCCUCGGUCAGUGGGAGUGGGCGACCGGGCUUCUCUGCUCUGACAGUUACCUUGUCUGUGUAUGCCAUGUACUGGAGGUAUGUGAUGGGUGUUCAUGGCUCUGUGACUUUCGCCGUAUGCUGAAGGGCUGACAAGUCCCGCUGAAACCUGAAUUGAGCUUCAGAGUGCUGCACCCAGUGCAGCGUGUAUCCAUUUAGCCACUUACUAAACCAUCAAAUAAGUGGAACUAAGAGUCAGAGUCCAGCAUCCAACAUGCUUGUGUUUCCCUCCACAAAGCACAGCAGUAUUAUUUCCAGUGAAGAUUAAAUGUGUCAAAUGGCACUUCAGGACUACGUGAAUUGCAUCUCUGUCAGUGUGACAGAUAAAUUAAAUCCCGCUGAUGUUAAAGCAAUAAUCAAGUGAUUUGACUGAAGCUCUAAUGCCGACUCAAAACGGUUUCAUUUGCUUGUUUGUUUGACAGAUCUGGAUCUUGAUUGGACUAAGGAAAGAAGGAGAUUUUUAGAAAUAAAAACAGGGAAACGAGGGACGAAAGGAAAAGAAUAGAUAGGGCAAGCAACAGAACAUAUAGGGGGAGGAGGGAUUAAAGAAAGAAGUAUUAAGACUCAGUAUACGUGGAAGGAGGUGGAAGAAAUGGUAAAAACACAAGCAGAGCCAGGCCAAAGCUCUUGUGGUUCCCAAUGGUUUGAUUCAGAGUUUUCAAAGAAUAACAGAGCAGAAGACAUAAUAAAAGUGCACAAUAGUUCAGAUGCCACUCCAGAUCAUGCACUCUCCUGCUGAGUGUUAACAUUAACAUUAACAGCAGCAGGCUUUGCUUCCUUAAUAGUGAGUAAUAGUACCAAGCAUUACCUCACAUGGGACCAAACGUGCUUUUAGGUCAAUUAAUAAAUGGCAGUUUGCACACAAUUAAAUGUGAUUUUCAAAGUACUGGAUGCUCAAUAUUUGUCAAAAUAUAUAUUUUUUAUAAAAUAUUGCCGUGCUGCAGAGAUGUCCGAGCCUGCACAUCAUAUUCUACAGACUUGAGAAAACAUUUUUGUAUGGCACAGAUCUCGGCAAAAAUCACACCAUAAUCAUUUUUUUAUUUGUUUUGUCAAUGAAAAUGAGAAAUCAUCAUUCCUCCAAAAAAAAAAAAACGCAUUUCGCAAUUGCAAUAUCAGCUCAAAUAAUACAAUAUUUUGUAAUCUUUCAGCCCUAGUUGGUAUUUAAAUGUCUAAUUAAUCUAUGUAAAAAAAAAUUGAAUUGAAAUUAAAGGGGAAAACAGAAUGUAACAUGAUGAAGAAAAAAGUACAGUUUUAUACUCCUCGGACCUCAGAGGUUAUGGGUAAUGAGUCAUUACUAAUAAUCUACUUUGCUCAAUAAUAUGUGUGAUUCUGUAUAUGUAUAUAUAUAUAUAUAUAUAUAUAUAUAUGUUCCAAUAUACCAAAACAAAAAGAGUGAUGUUUAUAACUUUGGAUAAUUGCAGCUGCCUAUCUGCGACGGUACGUGUACGUUAUGGAGCGCCAAAGAAAAUGAUCUACUAGAGUCACAUGGAUGAUUUUGGUGUCAUAUUUCCAGAAAUGUAUUGUACAUCUAUACGACAAUGCAUAACUGUAUCUGUCUGAUGAAGCUUUGCUGAGAUGCAGUAUAUUGAGAUGAGAACAUUACUAAUACUCCUCUGAUACUGGUACGCAAUUCACAUGUGUGUUACUUUUUCAAAUGUAUUUUUAUGUCAUUCUUACUAAUUUGUCUGUUGUUGUUGGUUGGUCAUUCCAGGGCCACACAAUGUUUGGCCAUUUUUACCAUGCUACAUAUCACUUUUCCCCCUCAAAUUCACUUCAUGUAUGGUUUUAUUUUCUUCUGUUUUCUAUACAUACAAGUUGCAUACAAAUGAAAAAAAAAUGUGGGGGGGAAAAUAGUUUGAGUAGCAUGGUUAACGUACCAAACAUUGUGAAUGUAUGGCUCUGGUUUAAUGGCAGGACAGUAUGAGUUGCACAAGCUGAAGGUACUAACUAGUCUCCUAUUAGCUGGUUCUGGUACUCCUGGUUCUCUCUGCCUUAGAAGUAUAACAUUUUGUAUUAAACUGAUUGUAUGCAUAAACAAAUCCAUUUCAUAUAAUGUAACAAUAACAAUGUUUUCUAUUAUUGAUUUCCUAUAUAUUUAUGUAUAUAACAUCUUUUUUUACAUUAAAUAUUCAUUUUUAAAGCGGA